Molecule: messenger RNA, 1008 nt
Organism: Phytophthora sojae
Lineage: Eukaryota; Oomycota; Peronosporomycetes; Peronosporales; Peronosporaceae
Exons: 3
Coding region: 1-1008 (335 amino acids)
Source: RefSeq, a predicted model, not a curated record
AUGUUUGACAGCGAGUAUGAGGCCAAGCGACUGCUCCGCAUCGCCGAGAACAAGCGCAAGUUGGUGUCUCUGAACAUCGCCACCUUCGAGCGCCCUGCACCUCCUGCAAGCGCACCAAAAGCCAAAAAACAGAACAAGACCGCGACGAAACAGACCAAGCCAACCAGAGUGUCCAAACGAGUCAAGACUCUACGAACCCAGCAGUCGAAGGCUGAUGCAGUGGCUAAGGAAGCCCACGACUUUCUGCAGCAUUGGGCAACAAUAGUCAAACAGCUGAGGUGGAAGAACAGGCAUACUCAAAAACUCGAAGCUCCGACCUAUACCUGGGCCCAGUUCAAAAAGCUCAAGGAGGAGAGAGAGCAGGAGCUGGACAAGCUGCUCGAAGAGCAGCCUCCAUCGCUCGACCUGCCGUUCGUGUAUCCGUGUCAAGUGCAGAGCUGGCGUCGAGGGUCCCAAGAGAGAACGAACGACCUGAACCUCCAGUUUGAGCCUUUCCACAGCUUGUGUCUCGGCAGACAAGUGCUGCCUGAAGGCAGGCACAGCGUCAUGCACGCCUUGUGCCCGAGUAACGCAGUGAAUUUCGCCAGAACCAACAGGAUUUGUCUCUGGAAAAAUGCCAUGGUGCUGUUCGACUCGGACGAGGAUUCCGAGUACGCGUUCCAUGAAGAUACGGUGGACGGACGCCGAGUCGUCUACUUCGAGUGGCUCGCCCAACUGCGGAAAAACAGCCUCCCAAUGAUUGUUCAGCGGCUGAGCAAGGUUCAGAAGGGUGACGAGUGCCUGCGCUUAAACAAGUCGUACUAUGGCACUAGUGGCGAUGAGAACGAGAGCACGAAGGAGCCGCUGCUGUUUUUCCUCGAACACCCCGCGGGCGUUCAUAUAUACUGCGGACGGCUUGGGUAUCUUGGCCAUCGAGGGUCGAACCCGCCAGAGUUCAGGUGGCAGUUGCUGGACGUUGCGGCAAUGGACUGGAACAAGAUAUUCCGCGCCCUGGAUCUAGAGUAUUAA